AUGUCUGAUUAUAAGGAAUUCUUCGAAAUUGCACGUCUUUUUGUGGAUUAUAUGGAAGCCGAUAGUCAUUGUAAUAAACAAAGACGAAACAAAACUUCUGUGAUAUUUAGUGAUGUAACUCAUUUUUUUGAAAAUUAUUCAAAAAAUUAUUUUUUCGAAAAUACUUCAAAAGAAGAGAGGAACUGUUUGGCUUAUUUACUUUUUGCUUGUUUAAGAGAGUUUUUUAUUUCAAUUUUUGACGUUAGUUAUGAUAGAAAUGAUGGUGAUUUACUUAUUCGAUUGAAAAAUGAGCCACUUUUGGAUGAGCUUAUGGUGGGUAGAAUUUAG
Molecule: messenger RNA, 327 nt
Organism: Meloidogyne enterolobii
Lineage: Eukaryota; Metazoa; Nematoda; Chromadorea; Rhabditida; Meloidogynidae
Source: the annotation of a GenBank genome assembly